AGAGAGAAAAUGGGGAAAUAAUUUAUUUUUUUUUUGAAGGAAAUAAUAUAAAAAGGAUGAAGAGAGAAUUUAAAUGGUGGUUCAAAUUUUUUUUUUAAUGUAGGAUGUGGGGCAUGGAUUGUUACUGUACUACUGUAGCAAGUGGAUACUGUUUUAGCGUUUUGCACGGGGUGUACAGUGUACAGGACCGGUCCAGGUCCGGUCCGAUUUUGACCCUACACUAGGGUAGGCUGAACAAUAGGCUCAACAAUUAAAAAAAAAAACACCUCAACUUCAACUUCAGCAAAUAUUCAGCCCAAAAAAUUGCAAAAUAUGCAAACGUUAAGCUGUUCUUGUUAUCUCCCCCAUACUUUCCCUUGCUAUAAAAAUGGCGGCACUCUCAAUCUUCCAUGGAAAAACUCCUCUCUUAUCCUCUGUAGUCCGAUUACCGAUUUCACCGCCAUUAAAGCUUCUUCUUCAGCUUCAAUCGACAGCUUAGAUGAAGAUGAUGGUGAAAAAGGAGAGAGAAAGACUAAAGAUGCUGCGAAAGCGUCAGGAACAAGUGCUAGAGGAAGACGGCUCGUCAAAUUGCGUGAAGAGAAGCACAGAAGAGAACAUGACCGCCUCCAUAAUUACCCUUCUUGGGCUAAGGUUUUAGAAGAUGCGUGUAAGAAUGAUUUAGAGCUUAGAGCAGUUCUUGGGGAUAGUAUUGGUAAUCCUGAACUCAUGCGCAAAAGGGUUGAGGAAAGAGUAAGGAAGAAGGGGCGAGAUUUCAAAAAAUCCAAGACAGGCUCUGUCCUUGCCUUCAAAGUCAGCUUUAGAGACUUCAAUCCUCUAGACUCGUACAUCUGGGUGGAACUAUUUGGAUCACCAUCCGAUCGGGAUGUCGAUCUGUUUGGAAGUGUUAUUCAAGCUUGGUAUGUAAUGGGACGCUUAGGGGCUUUUAAUUCCUCAAAUUUACAGUUGGCGAGUACCUCAAUGGAGUAUGACCCCCUGUAUGAUGCUGACAAAGCUCUUAAAGUAAUGCCUUCUUCAUUCCAUGAUAUUAGUGAUGUUGAAUUUCAGGAUAACUGGGGGCGAUUUUGGGUAGACCUUGGAACAGCUGAUGCUUUUGCCAUCGAUGUCCUGCUGAAUUGCUUGACUGUAUUAAGCUCAGAGUAUCUUGGUAUCCAGCAGGUAGUUUUUGGUGGUCGUAAAAUGGGUGACUGGGAAGAAGGAAUGACUAAUUCUGAGUUCGGUUACAAGUACUUUAAGAUAUGAAGUGGAUUUAGUUUUCCGGGAUCUACACCGACGAGGGUAUAAUAAUUAUGCAGAGAGCGAUAAGAAGACGGUAAAAAAAAGAAAAAGAAAAAAAAAAGGAUAAGAAGAUGGUAAAAAUCCUCAAUAUCAGGAACACCGCAUCAUAUCCUGAACUAAGAUCUCAUCAUCUUCAUCAUAAGGUGUGACCAGAGCCUUGUUAGCUUUGAUUGGCAAGAAAACACCUACAAACAACAGCUCUUAUCAUAGGGUGCUUAAUCCAGAAGGCGUUGCAUUGCUUGACAAGACUUUUUUGCUUUGGAAGCUGCUGCCGGUCAAAUCUUCAUUGUACGGACAGAGAAGCAAAUGUACUCAAGCUAUAGACGUGUUUGUCAAAGACAGUUGAACCCAUCCCCAGUCCUCAAGCUUUGCUCAUGACAAUUAGAUACUAGAAUCUCGUAGUAAUAUGAUAAUAUCUAAUAUUGGUAUAAUAUCUUCUCCCGUUAAAUAAUUUGAUGCGCUUCCUGUACUUCACCCUGUCUGUAGAUGAAUUUGUAACUAAAUUUGAUGCUAGGUCAGCUAGUAUGUCAUUUAUUGUAUAGUUAAAAUAUCCAAAUUUUCUCUAGUUUGAACACCUUACACAGUAUAUCAAAAUAGCUUCUGAAUUCUGAAA
Messenger RNA from Chenopodium quinoa (quinoa), 1888 nucleotides. RefSeq lists its product as uncharacterized. The transcript has 9 exons. The record is from RefSeq and is a predicted model, not a curated record. Lineage: Eukaryota; Viridiplantae; Streptophyta; Magnoliopsida; Caryophyllales; Amaranthaceae. Bases 313 to 1239 code for a protein of 308 amino acids.